Messenger RNA from Penicillium cataractarum, 1650 nucleotides. Its product is annotated as putative MFS transporter. Gene Ontology annotation, biological process: transmembrane transport. The record is from RefSeq and is a predicted model, not a curated record. The transcript has 8 exons. The annotation marks the transcript as partial. Gene Ontology annotation, molecular function: transmembrane transporter activity. NCBI's taxonomy places the organism in Eukaryota, Fungi, Ascomycota, Eurotiomycetes, Eurotiales, Aspergillaceae.
AUGGCUGCUACUCGUGUCAAUAUUGAUGGAUCGUCCUUUGAAGGAGGGGGAUUGCUUCCUCCUGGAACUUUCCGUCUGAUUCAAGAAGAUGGAUCAGAGCUCCACGGCCAGCGAGCUGUUAUGCUCGACCCAGUACCUUCCAAUGAUCCUAAUGAACCCUUGAACUGGAGUGCAACCCGCAAGGCUGUGAACUUUACUAUUGUGCUGGGAAUGACUGUUAUCAUCUUUACAGCGCUUUCGAUCCAAGCAAUCUUCUGGCAACAAAUGGUUCUUGACCUCAAUGUUACUUAUUCACAGCUUAACCAAGCCAUGUCGGUAAACUUUGUUGGAUUAGCAACUGGCUGCGUGCUAUUCAUUCCUUUGGCUAAGAAGUUUGGCCGGCGACCGGUAUAUAUCGUGUCAACUGCUUUAAUGCUAGCCACCUCGUUUUGGACAUCCAGACUUGAGAGUCUUGCAGAGCUCUACGUCACAAAUCUGCUGCAGGGAUUGGCUGGUGCAACCAAUGAGACCAUUGCCGAGAUCACUAUUUCUGAUUUAUUCUUUGUCCACCAUCGAGGAAGUAUGAACGGUCUCUACAUGACGAUGGUUAUGAUUGGGAGCUUCUUGACACCCAUGGCUGCUGGAACUCAAGCCACCAGACAAGGAUGGCGUUGGUCCUAUCAAACAAUGGGCAUUUUCAACGCCAUCUUCCUCCUACUUUUCCUCUUCUGCUACGAAGAGACCAAAUAUGUCCCUCUACUGAACGGGCAAGCUCGAACCGGUCCUGAUACUGAAGAGGACCUUUCUGGUCCUGUCGAUCCGGAUCAUAAAUCAGCGGUGCAGUCAGAUACAAAGGCCGCACUUCCAGUCGAGCCAAGCAGCCUUCACCAUGAAUUGGAUCUCACUAUCCCAAUUCAUUCCUGGCGCAAGCGUCUCGCCUUCUGGACUCCCACCCCAGAGCCUAUCUGGCCUUAUUUCUACCGCCCCUUCUACGUGUUGUUCAGCUUCCCAACCGUGUUCUUUACCGGACUCCAAUAUGCCUCUGGCGUAGUCUGGCUGACCGUUGCUUCGAACGUGCUGUCUCUUGUCUUCCCACUGCCCCCCUACAACUUCACACCUGAGCAGAUUGGUUUUAUGAGUCUUGGUCCAUUCAUUGGAAAUCUUAUCGGCGCCUUUUACGGUGGACUGAUUGGAGACCGCUCUAUCCUUUAUUUCUCUCGGAGGAACAAGGGUUUCUAUGAGCCCGAGAUGCGGUUAUAUAUUUUGCAUCUCCCUGCCCUCUUUAUGGCUGGAGGUUUGAUGAUGUUCGGCAUUACUAUGUCGCGGGGCAUGCAUUGGAUCUAUCCUAGCAUUGGCGGAGCCUUUUUCGGAUUUGGCCUGGGUAGCAUAGGCGAUGCCACUUUGACUCUGGUCAUUGACAGUUACCGUGAUAUCACUGGUGACGCAUUCACGGGAAUAGCAUUCCUCCGCAAUGCCAUCAGCAUUGGGAUCCCCUUUGCUAUUUCUCCAUGGAUUGAGCGCGACGGUCUGCAGAACAUGUUCAUUGCCUGUGGAUUCAUCAGCUUGGGUAUCUCGCUGCUCAUUAUUCCUAUGGUGUUCUACGGUAAGCGGUCUCGUCGUGGUUUGGCGGCACGCUAUUAUCGCCUUGUUGAGCAGCAGGGUCACAAUCAU